Blastomyces dermatitidis ER-3 is the source of this 2004-nucleotide messenger RNA. RefSeq lists its product as uncharacterized. Gene Ontology annotation, biological process: positive regulation of DNA-templated transcription. Bases 909 to 1658 code for a protein of 249 amino acids. The transcript has 4 exons. The record is from RefSeq and is a predicted model, not a curated record. Gene Ontology annotation, molecular function: chromatin DNA binding; transcription coactivator activity. Gene Ontology annotation, cellular component: nucleus. NCBI's taxonomy places the organism in Eukaryota, Fungi, Ascomycota, Eurotiomycetes, Onygenales, Ajellomycetaceae.
GGGUUCGCACCGUACAAUCCUCCUCGAAAAUGCUCUUUUUCAUUUCAUUUCAUUUUCUUUUCUUUUCAUUUCAUUUUCUUUCUUUCUUUCUUUCUUUUUUUUUUCCCCUAAGUUGAUAUGAAUAAAGAUAGUGUAAUUCAAUGCUUCAACUCUAUGUAGAGGCAGCAAAUAUAAAAAUGUACUCCGUAAUGAAGCGUUCGAUCGAUGUGUAAAUCAGGCGGGGGAGGAGAAUCCGAAACAAUAAUGUGUUUCUUAGUUAUUUAUGUAUGAUAAAACAUCCACCAGGACUUCUUCCUCUUGAAUAAAUCCACCUCUCCAACCCACAACUCAACACUCAACCCCACAGAUUGUGUAACUAUCUAUCAGAGGUCCUUUCAACGCAGCACGAAAGAUUCCAUCGUCUCUCUGCGUUUAUUUUGACAUCCCUUCGCCGACUUCAAAUCCUUCAGAUAGACUCGCUGGCCCCUCCCUCCCUCCCCACACUCCGUCUACGGAGUACCUAAGCAAGAAUUAGGCUGAACCACUGGGAACGCCCCAAGCGACCGAUAUUGAUCUGGCCACUUGUUGCCCUUUAUCGCUCCGCUCGCUGCUCUAGUUAGCGAUCUACGCGCCGUUUUCCCCUGGCCAGACCUCUUUAAACGAAAGUUGCGCGAUAUCUAGCCACUCGCUUCUUGCAGAGAGCAGCACGGACUCAGUUCCACUUGUGCAACUAGUUUCAUACAGACGUUACUUUGAGGCCUGCAGGGAGUUGCAAAAGUUUUCCUUAACCCUAGCUAGAGUUUGCUAAUAUUACCGUGAACAAGGGAGAGUAAGGUGUCCCACAGCUCUCAUCGCCAACCUCAAGCCACAAAACACUGGUUAUCAGGUAGUUUUCAAAACCUUCCCAGGACAGGCUAUUCUUUGGGAAAAUGUCUAUAAAUUGGGUCAUGCUCCAUGAAACGGAGGCAUUCGUCCGCCUUCCUAAUGAACGCAUCAUGUAUACUUCCCCGCCUCGAACAAGUCUUAUGCUUCAAAGCGGGAAUCCCAAACCGGGAAAUGAACCUCUGUCAGUUCAGAGUAGCACUGGACGUGUCUAUCUUACGAACCAACGAGUUGUCUACCUCCCGGCACAUUCCACCCCACAGUUCCAAUCAUUCUCCGCCCCUCUCCUAAAUCUGCAAGACACGCAUGUUUCAGCUCCCUUUUUUGGUCCCAACCUCUGGACCGCACAGGUCAAACCCGUUCCUGGCGGCGGCAUUCCCCCUUCCCAUGUUUCCCUCCAGCUAAAGUUAACUUUCAAGGAUGGCGGAGCAUUUGAUUUCCACUCAGCCUUCGAACGAAUCAAAGAACGUCUGCAACAGGCUCUCGAGCAAUCGCAAGAAAGCGGCAGGGCGACAGGCUCUGUGGAUUUCUCAGCGAUCCAUCUUGAUGAGCUCCCCGCAUACGAAGGACCCGGCCAUCCUACUGAGCCGACAGAUACCACGUCAUUGCCAGCAUUUCUAUCUCCGGAUCUGCAUGAACGGAAUAACCAUCGCGUUUCCAACCAAGACGAUAACAGUCGUACGGGGGAGCAUAAUCCUCCUGACUCUAGCCCUACAGAGCCUCCUCCGGGGUACGAGGAAGUUCAGCAACAGAGCGUUGCGAACGCGCUUGAAGCACGUCUGCGGAAAUAUCAGUGAUGACGAUGCGGAGGGAACAUACUUCUCUAUAUGUUGUUGUUACACAGUCUGACACCAUGCCGAUGGUGGAAGACUUUGGUGGAAGACUUCAAAAUCGUCAUUAGAAAAGAUGUUACUCGUGCAUGCAAGUUGAUAUGUAUUUCUUUCUGCUAGUAUCUUCUAUGGUGUAUGUAUAUAUAUACAUAGUUAAUGAUUAUAUGAGCUUAUGUGCUAUUUCUAUGAGUUUAUACGAAGGCUGAUGGAGGCGAAAGUUAUCAAACUGGCUUGAAUAUUAAGAAACAGUUAUCAUAUUCAGAUAUUAAAUUGGUUUCUGCACUAGAUUGUAUAUCCAUUGAUAUUUACUUAC